Molecule: messenger RNA, 8416 nt
Organism: Phasianus colchicus (ring-necked pheasant)
Lineage: Eukaryota; Metazoa; Chordata; Aves; Galliformes; Phasianidae
Source: RefSeq, a predicted model, not a curated record
UUUAUAUUUGUGCCAGUCUAAUAAGUAGAUCACUGGGUAGAGGCUCUUGUAAGUAAGUCUAUACGUACUGCACCAUUUCCUGGCUCAGUGUGCUCCAGCGUUGCAGGCUGUGUGCAGUGGGGGAGGUGCCAGAGCUGAUCAAGCAGUGUAAUUUUAUACAUUACUGAAUCAGUGCAGGAGAAACCUGGAGGGACAAAGCAUCAUCUUCUCUUUGGACUGCACUGUAAAAUCCUACAGCUCUCUUAUCCCAGCCAUGCUCUGAUACGUUUUUUCUCUCCUUUUUCUGAUUUUGGUGUGAAUGAUAAGUGAUCUGAUGAUGGCUCUCGUUAUGGAACCUAUUAGCAAGUGGAUGCCCAAGCAAGUAGUGGAUUGGAUGAAAGGCCUUGAUGAUUGCCUCCAACAAUACAUUAAAAAUUUUGAAAGAGAAAAGAUCAAUGGUGAACAGCUGCUACACAUCACUCAUCAAGAGCUUGAGGAACUGGGAGUUACUCGCAUUGGCCACCAAGAACUGAUACUGGAAGCAGUUGAUCUGCUAUGUGCAUUGAACUAUGGUUUGGAGACUGAGAACCUGAGAACUCUCUCUCACAAGCUGAAUGCCUCGGCCAAAAAUCUUCAGAAUUUUAUAACGGGUAGAAGGAGGAGUGGCCAUUAUGAUGGCAGGGCCUCCAGACGACUGCCAAAUGAUUUUCUUACCUCUGUAGUUGACCUGAUUGGUGCUGCCAAGAACUUACUAGCCUGGCUGGACAGGUCUCCAUUUGUCAGUGUGACAGAAUACUCACUACUGAAAAACAACAUUGUUCAACUGUGCCUGGAACUAACAACCAUUGUACAACAGGAUUGUACAGUGUAUGAAACAGAAAACAAAAUUCUUCACGUGUGUAAAACCUUGUCUGGAAUUUGUGACCACAUCAUUUCACUCUCAUCUGAUUCUCUGGUGUCACAGUCAGCACAUCUAGAGGUAGUUCAUCUCACCAGCAUUAUGCCCAGUGAAGGUUUGGGGAUGUAUAUCAAAUCAACAUAUGAUGGGCUGCAUGUAAUCACAGGAACAACUGAAAAUUCUCCUGCUGACCAGUGUAAGAAAAUCCAUGCUGGCGAUGAGGUGAUUCAAGUCAAUCAUCAAACUGUGGUUGGCUGGCAGUUAAAGAACCUGGUAAAUGCAUUGCGGGAAGACCCAAAUGGCGUGAUUUUAACCUUGAAAAAACGUCCUCAGAAUACCCUGGUUUCUGCUCCUGCCCUUUUGAAGAACGUCAGGUGGAAACCUCUUGCACUUCAGCCUGUAAUUCCAACCAGCCCAACAAGCAGUUCCACAACACCAACGAGUACAAUGGGUAUGUCCUCCAAAAUGGAAAACUCAGCACUCCAGGAUGUUUACAUUCUUUCUCCAAUGUCAGGACUUUAUGGCCCCAGGGAUGAAAUUGGCGUAAUGUCUUGUGAUGAUAUCAGCAAGUUUGGAAAAUCUGCAAUGAAAGGCUCUGAAUCUCCAAAUUAUUUUCUUGAGCAUGAAAGUGGUAAAUACUACACCUUAAUUGAAGGUGAAGGCCACCCUGUAGGCUCUGACUAUGAGAGAAGCAGAGCAACAGGGGUGCGGAGAAGAGAAAAAACACCCACUCAUGGUGAUUUAAGACCUGUUUCAAUGCCUACUGACUACAGUUGGAUAGGGGAAUCAAAGGAACAAAACAUAUACAAGAGAGGAAGCCGUGGUGAGAAUUCACUUCUGCGGUACCUGAGUGAUGAUAAGAUACUGGUUAUCCAAGAAGAGCCUUUGACACAGAAAGACAGCAAAAGGGACACAGGUCGUAGGUCAAGAAAAAAAGGCAAAAGUGCAAGCAGUCCAAACUACCCUAUUAGUCCAUCUAUGUUGACAUCUACUGUUAACGUUAGGCUUGAACCAGGACAGCAAGAUAUCUUGAAUUUCGCACUAGCAGAAAAUAAUACAGUUCCACUUUACCACUCAUUCCAUUACGCUUCUCUCAGGGUAAAAUCCAGAAAAUGGUCAAAAGGGAGCUCUCUGACAAGUGGAAGCAGAAGACGAAUUUCCUGCAAAGAUUUGGGGCAUGGAGAUUGUGAAGGCUGGCUGUGGAAGAAAAAGGAUGCCAAAGGUUACUUCACACAGAAAUGGAAAAAGUACUGGUUUAUUUUGAAGGAUUCUUCCUUGUACUGGUACACAAACCAGAAUGAUGAAAAAGCAGAAGGAUUCAUUAGCUUGCCUGAGUUCAGGAUAGACAGAGCAAUUGAAUGCAGAAAAAAACAUGCCUUCAAAGCAUGUCACCCCAAAAUAAAGAGUUUCUACUUUGCAACAGACUGCCUUGAAGAAAUGAAUAGAUGGAUGAAUCGUCUGGGUCUUGCAGCAAUUGGUUACACACCUGAGGACAAGGAUAUUCAUCCUGAUGAAGAUUACUGGAGUGAAAGCGACCAGGAUGAUGUUGAUGGCUCUUUAACCCUGAAGCAGGAAGGCUCCUCAACACUGUGUGACUCUUAUCACCGAACACCUUCAGUGACAUCGUCAAGUCCAUUCCCUGAAGCCAAACAUGGACGACACUUUUCAAGUGAAUCAACAUAUUCCCAUUCCUCUGCUGAAGAUUCUCGACAAGAGGUAGCAGGAAGCACACAUUCAUCAGGAUGCAGACCUCCCUACCGAGAAAGACGCUCAUGGCAGGAUCUGAUAGAGACUCCAUUAACCAGUUCAGGGCUCCAUUUUCUCCAAACUGUUCCUCCUGAUCCAGAAUACGUGAGUGGUCAGCCUGGAAUGUCACCAGAAAGACGAAGACAAGCAACAUUGCCAGUACAGAAGCGUCAUAACUAUGAACAGGAUGGGCCUUUCCCUUUAGUGGAAUGUCAGAGAGGACACAGCUCUCAUAGCAGGCCACAGAAGCAACGUAGUCAAAGCCUUCCACGAAAUAGAGAUGUCAGGGGUAAGGGGCGUGUGAAGUCCAUAGAAGGAACAGAGGACAACUUGGAAGAGAAAAUUCCUAUUAGAAGGCAUAAUAGUUUUUGUGCAGAAGAAGGCAUAAAAGAAACUGGAGAAAAGUUAGAUGGUCUACAAGAGCUUUAUAAGUCUCUGGAACAAGCCAGUUUGUCAGCUUUUGGAGAACAGCGCCCUUCCACCAAGCAGGAGUUCCGCAAGUCUUUUGUAAAGCGAUGUAACGAUCCAGUUAUCAAUGAAAAGCUUCACCACAUCAGAGUACUCAAGAGCACUUUAAAAGCAAAGGAAGGGGACCUCACAGUUAUCAACAGCCUUCUGGAUGAUCCCAACUUAACAUCAAAGAAGUUUAAAGAUUGGAAACUAAAGAACUAUGAGUUUUUCCUGGACAUUUGUGAGUACAGUGCAGCUCUGAAAUCUCAAAAUGGAGCCUCUGAACUUGCAACCUCAGCACCAAUGCUGACACAUACACAUUCAUUCAUCGAAACUCACGUCUGACAGGACUCGUAUCAUGAAUAAUUGCUGGGUGCCAUGAAAAAUCAGUAAGACAAACACUGUAAUAUUUAUAAAUAACGUGCUCAGCAGUACUGUAAAUAAGUUGGAUAAGAGAAUAGUGCCACAGGAUGCCUACUACAUUGCAUGAUAAGACAAUAAUAUUCUUUAUUAUUUUUUUUUGUUUGCUAUUAUCAACCAAUGUCCGUAUAAAGCUCUGCAUUAGAAAGAAGCCGUGCAGAAGUGUAACUGAAAACAAACACCAGUAUAUUUAAAGUACUGUACUAAAAUCAAGCUUCUAGUAUGAGCUCCUGCAAUUUUAUAUAUUUAGAUAUAUUUAAAUAUAUCUAUGUAUAUAAAACGUAACACAAUAGUUGGUAUUUACUUUUUAAAUGCUCUACAGUUCACAUUUUCAUGUUUUUCUUGAGAAAAAUAUAAAAUGAAAACAUAAAGACAUUGGACACUCUUAGAGAUGAACAAUUAUUUUUGCUACAUUUCCAAGUAGUGACCAUCUUUGCAAAUAAAAGGACAGAUUUAUCAAAAUGUAAACUCAAUCCCUAUAGUGUGCCUUAAAAUGUACACUGUACAUCUAGCAAAUAGAUCCCAAUCUGGCCCUAUGGGCAUACAGUAUAUGCCAUUUAGAUACUGUGUUUGUAAAAUACUGUGCCUGCCUUUAAAAUGAAUGAAUAUAAGUGUGUAGGUGUGGCACAGAAGUUAAGAUAAUGAGUAGAACAAUAUUGGUUGUUCACUAAUGCUGCAACUUACGCUGCUUUUAACAUAAUUUGAAAUAUUUCAUGGUGAAAGAAAAACAUCUGCACUGAAUAUGGCACAUUCUGCAGGUUUUCAUAGUUUCUUCACUGUGAAUUUAAGUGACGCAUGCCUGUGAGUCACACAAUUCAAAAAAGCUCUGAUGCUUCAAAGAUAAGUAUUAAGUAAAAGAAAUCAAAAACUGAACCAAUCAAUUAGAUUCUGCAAUAGACUGGCAGCUGAAGCAGAGUAAAUUAUUCAAAAUUAUAAUAAUGUCUGGCAAUAAUUUUUAACUGUUAGUAGUACAUCAGCAAGCGGGUGAAGUUAUUCAUUACAUCACUUGAAAAAAACCAGUCUGUAUUGAUUGGUUUUGUAAAGACACACAGGUCACAUCAUGUAUUUCACUUCCUUGCUUGGAUCAGAAUGAAUCAGAGUUUGGAGAAAAUUCUUGAAAAAAAAGAUUGCUCUGAAUGUUACUGAACAUAAGUUUCCAACACAGAUUCACAGUUUUCUUUGACUACGCUUGCUAGAAUAUUUCUAGAAAGCAGGACAAAGGAGAUGUGAAUUCAGUUGAUGUCAUUUUACUUAAACACAGAUAUUCACUGAUAAUUUUCCAUGAUAUAAACCUGUCUCUCAUAUACCAAGAACUAUAAAAUUCAUACAAUUCAAUAUAACAUAGGAAAAAAAUGUUAUCUCAAAGAGUUUCUAGUGUCCAGAAGGAGAUUUAAGUAUUCACAAAUACUUAAAAAUUUGUGGAAUGGGUAGAAGUAUUCUGUUUGUUUAGGACAGUGCCCAUCAAGCAGCUGUGGCAAGUUAACAGGACACAGGGAGAAAAGCUCAUGGGUAAGAAUAAAGACAAAAAGAUCACUCAGCAAUUAUAGACUCAGCUUGUGGAAAACUACUUAAAUUAAUAGUUCAUUAAAAAUAGAGCAAGAUAAUGAGCAGCAAAGACAAAAUUAAAACCAUCUACCCCCACACUGUCCCCCUUCUACACAGGCUCAAUUCCUUUCCUGGCUCUUCUGUCUCCUCCCACUCUGCUCAUCAUGAGGAUGGGGAAUGGAAGGCUGUGGUCAGUCUGUGACAUUCCAUCCCUGCCACUCUUUCUGCCUCACCCUACAUUCCUCUACUCCAGCAUGGUGCCACUCCCAAAGAUACAGUCCUUGAUAGUUUCCAGUAUGGGUCCUUCCCACGGGCUGCAGUUCUUCCAGAACUACUCCAGGAUGAGUCCAUUCUGUGAGAUGCAGUCCUUCAGGAGCUCACUUCUCCUGCUUGUGUCCUCCAGGCUCCUUUGUGGGCUCCCCACAGGCUGCAUCCUCCAUCAAAGCACAUCCAUCCACUGCUCCCAGUGCUCCUCCACAGGGUGCAGAGGAUCUUUGCUCUGAGAACAUCCCCCUGCUCUUCCUCCUCUGAUCUUGUUAUCUGCAGUAUUCGCACUCUCUUACAAAUGGUGCACAGCAUUUUUUGUCCUGUCUUAAAUAUGUCAUCAGCUUUGCUGAUGGUUGAGCUUUGGCCAGUAUGGGGCUUUUCUGGAGGUGGGCAGAAAGGCUCUGUCCUACAUGAGGACAGCCCCUUGCUCUGUUCUCACACAGCCACUCCUGCAGCCUUUCUGCUACCAAAACCUUGCCUUGUCAACUCAAUAUAGCCCUGAAGAAACACAACUCAGAUUUGAUUUUUAUUAUCAUUUUCUUUGGCAUUUAUUUGAACCACAGUGGGUACAGUUUAAACAAUCUAGAAUAGUAUGAGAUGUUAUUAGUGGGGAUCUGUUACUUGACAGCUGUUUUGAGUUCUUAUCACAGAAGCAGCCGAGUCACAGCAUCACUGCAGCAAAUACAUUUAGAUAGAACAUGCAACAUAAAGGCAUAUUUGACGUGCUUUAGUAAAUUAACUAUAGACUUGACAGUCGCAGAAGACAAUGGUUCCUUAUAUGCAUGCAUCAGAGUGGAACAGAAUCACGUUAUACAUAUCAUACUGAAUAUUAAGCAUACACUGAAGGCUCUAAUACCUAAAGUCAUAAAAAAAACAUACUGGAAAUAGAGAACAAUAAUUUGUCAUAAAAAAUUGGAGUUGCAGUAUUCAUGCAAAAUGAAAAACUGUUUAAGCACAUUUGUUUGUAUGUGAAUGCUAUAGUUACUGAAUAACUGAAUAGCAAAAGCAUUAACAGAGGGAAUUUAUUUAACUUUUUUCAUAGCAGAUCUCCGAAGGAUAUUUCACUAUUUUUAAUACCAUCCUUCAUCUAACAUGAAAUAAAAAAUAAGCACUGAUGCAAGGAAAUGCACAAAUUAAACAAACCGUUUCUAAACCAAUUCAUACUUUAGGUGUAAGCAGUGAUAGAUGGUCACCAAACUAAGUAGAUCAAUCUUUCUAUAUUCAAAAACAAAUGUAAAGCUUGUAAGAUUCAAGAAGUAUUGCUUGUACUUUAUAGCAAGCAAAAUCUAAUUUUAAAUUAAGCAACACAAACAUUUUGUUCUUUCACAAAGGCUAACUGACAAGAAUUUUUACAUACUUCUUGCAUGCAUACUCAACUCUUCCUUCCCCACCACUAGUUUUUUCUUUCUGCAUGCAAGUACUAAUCCAGCUGAACUACAGAAAUCAAUGCACAAAGUCAUCACAGAGUAAUUAUUUGGAAUUUCAUGAUCUUCAAAAUGACUUGAAUGAAAGAGCAAUAAAGUUAUUGUAUCUAAAAUCCAUGUACCAAAUCCAAAUAAGUCAGUUUCUCCUGGACUCUAACUCUGUACAAUGCAGUUGAAAUUAUUAAGGUAGCAUAAAGUUUUUAAAUUAGGAAAAAAAAAGUUUGCUGUUGAGUUCUUCAAGGGAAAUAAGCAGCAUCAGUAGAUUCCACUUAUUAGCGUAACAGAUUUUCUGCCUGCCUGCUUAAACAAAAACUAAUUCUUACCAUAUAUAACUACACAAAGAGAUGUUUUGGCUGUGUAUUAUUUAUUCAGAUUGAAGUUAGCCAACUUAGUGUCUUCAGUCAGAAUUCCUGCAGACAUUUUUUUUUAAGCUGCAGGAAAAAUGUCCCUCAAUCCUCCCUCUCUGUGACUUCACAAGCUUAGUCUUUUUGUUUUUAACAUACAUUUCUAUAUAGCUGAUUUAAUGCUUGCAAUAAAUCGCUGAUUCCCCUUCUUUUUAAUGUACUGUUCUGUAUCCACUGAAUUCUUUGUUGAAAACUAUCUUAGAAGCCAUCUCAGUAUCGUUUCCUGGGAAUACUGGGGCUUUUUUCUUGCUUUCACAGAUGUUAGGCAACAACUUUACUGAAUUUAGUCUUGUUAAUAUUAACAAGAAGUAAUCAAAAGAAGAGGAGGUUCUUAUCAGUCUGUUCUCCAAAUUCUUUGACAGAAAUAAAAUUGUGAAAAUACUGACUCCAUACUCGAAGGCAGGACCAGUAGGAUUCUGUUUGUUCUCACCGAAAUCAACCUGUGUUGUACUGUGCAGGGAAUCUGUAUCCUCCACAAAAAAGCCAGUUGCUUUACUUCACUGGCAAAACCCACCUUACUGCAUCUUCUGCUUUCUCAAACACAUCACGAGCACUUCUUGCUCUGCAUUACAUUUUACUGCCAUAAGGAGAGACUGAUCGAUUGCUACUAAAAGAAAUUGGAGGAUGUGAUUUGAUGCCUUUUCCAAGCAGGGAAUUCUGAAUGUGAUCAGUCUGUUUAUGCUCAGAUCCAGACUGCUAUCUUUUCAGCUGGUAUUGUGCUGCAUUACUUGCUUUUUCCAAAGGAAAAAAAAAUGUGUUACAGAGAAUUGCUAGAUGUAUGUCUUGCUAAAUUCUUACUGUCAUCGGCAAUUAUAGCUUUCCAGACCAAAAUAAUUAUUCAGUUCAAAGUUUAGUGAAGGAUUGCAAAGGUACCUUUGAAGGGGCUACUUAAUGACGCACUGAGAAUUGCUCAGAAAAAUCUGUUUAUAGUACACACAAGUUCCUGUAGCAUAUUGUUAAAAUAAUGUAGCAUUUUGAUUUCACAAUGGAUUGUUUAUUUCUGCUUAAUUUUUCAAAUAGAGAAAUCAAACAGAAGGGCAUAAGUUGUUCCAAAAGUAAUGCCUACUAUUUAUUUCCAUGAAAAAGACAACAAAGAGCACAAUAAGACUAUUUGAUAGAGCAAAUGCUCAGCUACAAAACACUGUUUUUCAACACCAUUAGCCGAUUCGUGCAGAUGAACUGGUGAGGAUGCUCUUCAUCUUGUGGUAUGACAGCUGUGCAUGGCCAUCCAGAACAGGGCUUGUUUUUCAUAUUGCUGUCACUGCUGCUGAAAUGCACCACCC